AUGAAACGUCAAAAUAAAAAAUAGAAUUCGCAUUGUUGGUGGUGAAAAAAGUGUGGAAUUGCAUUCGAAUCUCCCAGGAAGGAUUCUAAGUGAUAUAAGGAGAUUGGUUGCUGAUGAAGUUGGUUCCCGAGGUUUAUCGCUUGCAGGCCACACGAUAAGCCAAGAGAAAUGUCGUUCGGAUACACUCCGCUGGACGGGAAUGCUUUGCAUGCAAUGGUUCCAAUAAUGGGAAAUAUAUCGAACAUGACAAACGGAUCCAAUUUCAUACCACAAUUAGCUGCUGUUGCUUCCGGUGCAGGCACAAUGCCCACUUUAUCUGGUCCUUCCCUUAUUCCAGCACACCUUUCGGCUGCUCUCAAUGAUAGUCCACUUGAAUUUAAGACAAAUACUCUAUCGGGUGCAAAGUCAUCAAUGGAUAAAAAAUCUUCCACGACAACACAACAAAAUCAAAUGGGGGCUGGCCCUAUGGAUUUAGAAAAUGAUAAUGAAUCGCCUUCCUCUAUCAUUUCAAACAGUGGAGGAAGUAUUGAAAGUGCUUUGUCUUCAAAACGAUUAGGAUCAGGUAGAGAACAUAAGAUAAGUACAGGAUCCCUGGAUGAUGACUCCGCUUGUGCUGGGAUAAAAGUGAAUUCGGAAACGAAUCUUAUUUCCGCCGCAAACACGACUAGUGUACAAAACAAACCAAUAGUGAUGAGCAGUGAAAUGUUUUUGAAUGGAAUGAUGGGAGUGGGACCACCACCGCCACCACCUCAUCCUCACCACCAACAUUCGCAUCAUCCGCAAGGGUUCAUGGUAAUGCCUGCCGGAAUGAUGAUGGAUCCAACUGCAAUGGCUGCUGCAGCUACGAUACAAAUGCAACAAUUUCCUUUGAUGGCAGCUACGAUUCCUCCACAGCAAACUACUACCCAAAGUCCGGUGACUACUCAACAAGUGGUAGAUUCUAGCCAACCGCAGUCAACGCAACCGCUUCCUGUGUUACCUAUCCAAAUUAAGGAGAUAAUAACGUGUAAAUCAUGCACUUUAUAUCCGCCCAAUCCCAAUGCACCACCGCCAACGAUACGAGAACGUCCUCCUGGUUGCCGUACAGUUUUCGUUGGUGGCCUACCUGAAAAUAUUACAGAAGAGAUUAUUCGGGAAAUAUUUGAAAGUUGUGGAGAAAUAACAACAUUACGAUUGUCCAAAAAGAACUUUUGUCAUAUCCGGUUCGCCUUUGAAGCAUCUGUAGACUCAGCGAUCUACUUAUCAGGGUACCGGAUUCGCAUCGCUAAUAGCUCGGAAUCGGCGAAUUGUGGUCGAUUACAUGUGGAUUAUGCACAAGCCCGCGACGAUCAGUACGAGUGGGAAUGCAAACAACGUCAAUUACAGCGUGAACAACGCCAUCGAGAACGUAUGGAACGCGAACGCUUACGAUCAAUGUCUCCGCCUCCGAUUGUCCAUUAUACAGAACAUGAAGCUGGAAAUGUUGCAGAGAAGUUGAAGAAUGAUGACACGUUUUUGAAAGCAGUUGUUACUUUGAUUGCAUGGUUGGAACGCGGUGAUUGCUCCAAGAAAAAUGCAAACACAUUUUAUUCAAUGAUACAGAGUACAAAUGCACAUGUUAGACGAUUGCAAAACGAUAAACUCCAAUAUGAAGAGGACUUGAGACGAGCACGGGAACAGUAUCGAAAACAAAUGCAGAAUAUGGGACAACAAUUCACUCAGAUUGAAAAAGUGUUCAUUGCGGCUAGUCACAAGAAGGUUUGGGACCAUUUCACCAAGGCCCAAAGAAAAAACAUCGAUUUAUGGAAGAAACAAUCAACGGACGUCCGGUGCAUUCAAAUUGAAGAUGAUGACAUGGAAAUGUCGGAUGAUGAUCGGGACUACAAGUCGUCGAGCAAACGGACCAAAUUCGAUAAUGAUAAUUUGAAGGAAGAAAACGAUAGUCUACGAUGUCAAUUAGAGGCAUAUCGAAAUGAAAUGAAUCUCGUUAAAUCAGACUUAAAAUCCGACUCGGACUUUCGUGAACAGCAAAUUAAAGUUUUACAAGAAACUAUACGAAAUCUUCAAACACAAUUGAUUGAAAAUAAAGUGAAAGAAAAAGAAUUCUCAAAUAAAAUAUGUGAUCUCGAACAAAAGCUGAAGCAGGCGAAUGUCAAGGAGCUUCUAUUAAAAACGAAAAUUGUCGAAGCAAGUACUCGAAAUCAGUCGGCAAAAUGUACUGAAAUUGAAGACACUACUUCAGCGGAUAAAAUGCAAAGUGAUAAUAAUGGAAGUCAUCGUGAUGAUGAUAACAUCUCGAAUGUGACAAAAAGUUCAAUGGAAUCUGGGAAUCAGAAUAAUGCAGGUUGUAAUACGCAGAUAAAAGUAGAAAAGAUCGACCGUGACGAUGCACGAAUCAUAGGACUAGUCUCAACCUUUUUAGUAGUUCAUCCUUUUGGCGCAAGCACCGACUACAUAUGUUCAUAUCUACAAAAACUGCAUCCAGAUCUACGUCCGCGUGAACUUGAGGAGAUCCUUAGCAAAUAUGACAGUAUCUUUUGCGAAGAAGUGACUGGAAUUGGUGCAAAAAUUGAAAGAAAGUGGAAAUUCUGCGGUUUUGCAGAUUUCGACUAUGGCGUGAAUAUGAAUUCUAUCGACUAAUUGCUUUCCCUACUUGCCAUUGAAUGAUGAUAUUCACAACAUAUACGAAAAUAUUAAAUACCAAUUUUAUACACCUGCAUGAAAAAGUAAAUGAAAAUGAAUCUGUCUUGAUGAUAUUAUACGGAUUAGUGCAAUUAUUUUGUCAACGAUUUUAACCUGUAGAUAAAAUCAUGUUAUUAACUACGACAGUGAAAUUGUGAACCUUAUUGAGAUUAUUUUUUACCUUUUAUUAAUUUCUUAUACUGCUAUGUAGUCAUUACUCGAUUUACCUGAAAUUAUAUCUCCUUUUUUUACGUUUUUAGUUCCUUAUUUUACUUGAAAUAAAAACACC
Molecule: messenger RNA, 2950 nt
Organism: Hermetia illucens (black soldier fly)
Lineage: Eukaryota; Metazoa; Arthropoda; Insecta; Diptera; Stratiomyidae
Product: ecto-NOX disulfide-thiol exchanger 2
Exons: 6
Coding region: 169-2619 (816 amino acids)
Biological process (GO): ultradian rhythm
Cellular component (GO): external side of plasma membrane; plasma membrane
Molecular function (GO): RNA binding; protein-disulfide reductase activity
Source: RefSeq, a predicted model, not a curated record